ACUAAUUUCGUCAGAGAGAGCAAAUCCACUAGUAUAAUUGGAUAUGGUGGAGAAGAGGAAACUGAAAGCCAUUCAGGUGAGACGAGGAGGAUACCUGCUCGGGUCCCUGAAACGAUUCUCCCCCUCCUCCAUUGCCAAGACGUCUGCCUCUUCUUCCCUUCACGGACACAACUGCCACCACGCCCUCCCUUCGCUCCCCAAUGCCGCACCCUACAAGGGCGUGCGAAUGCGGGUGUGGGGCAAGUGGGUGACGGAGAUCAGAGAUCCCAUCACCAAGACGCGGAUAUGGUUGGGAUCCUUCGCCACCGCGGAAAUGGCCGCCCGAGCGUACGAUGCCGCCGUUGUGUGCCUCAAGGGAGCGUCGGCUCCGGAGCUGAACUUCCCCGACGCCAUUCCGCCGUUCUUGAUCCCCCAGUCCACGUCCUCUCCCAAGGAGAUUCAAGCCGUCGCUCUGGCAGCUGCCACGGGCUCCAUCCAGCCGGGUGCUCCCGCACCCAUCCAAGCCGCAUCAGGGGGUGCUCGCCAGGAAUCGGAGGUGGACGUCGUGGGCUCCGCAUCGUCCAAAUGCAUGGACGUGGAGCACGCACAUGGGAACGACGCGGAGGGGGAGAAUCAUGACAUGCCCGACGUGAAGCAGCGCAGCAGCGAGGCAGAUUUGGAGGAGUGGAUAAAGAAGGAGUUCGGAGAGAUGGAUCCGGUGGAGAGGGAGCCGAGCGAGGAUCUGUUGCAAGAGCUGAUGAAAGGAGGGAACGACGAAGACACGGCGGGAGCGUUGGGAGGGUACAGCGGAGUGGAGCAAGCAUCGGAGUGUGUGUGGCCUUCGUCCGAUGAGGCAGACGAGUCGCUGGUUUAUGAUGUGAAGUUGUGGUCGUUUACCUGAGGCGUCAAACAUCGCUCGGCCAAGCACCGCAUUCUGAGGUUUAACUUAAACACUUUUCAGAUCGACGCACCGAAGACGCCAAGUGUCUUUCCUAAGUGACUCAGAAGGAGUACUUGAGUCAGUUGUAUUAGAGUUAGAUUUUCAUUUUUUUCAUUUCUUAAUCAUGAUAAACACUAUUAUCUUCCACAUAUCUAGGGCGUGUGGUGGCAAUUUUUUGGGGAUCACCCUCACUUCCGUUGUGGAAACAUUCUUUGCGGCAGAGCACAUGGCCGUUACGACACCAUAGAUUUCACUCAUUCUUUUGUGUAACAUGCCAGUAUUGCUGGUGAAACAUUUUAACAGAAUUUGAAUCAUGCCGUUUCUUUA
Messenger RNA from Physcomitrium patens, 1246 nucleotides. The record is from RefSeq and is a predicted model, not a curated record. NCBI's taxonomy places the organism in Eukaryota, Viridiplantae, Streptophyta, Bryopsida, Funariales, Funariaceae.